GGGUGGGAAAUUGGCAAUAAAAGACUAAAGUAUGAACAUAACGGAAGAAGUAAUAUUUUGAAAGAAAAAGGGCGCGAAAAGAAGAAGCGUGAUCUUGAAAAUGUGGAGGAGAUUGGGUGGAGUGUGGGUGAGGUGCAUCGUAGUAGCGAUAUUGCUGAAGGCCGUUAGCGUGAGGUGCAAGCCCACAAGAGAGUUUGAUUCCAUGCUGAGCACCGUAAGGGCCAGAGGCUACGACCUCUUCUGCAACGCAAUCGUCACCUCUGAUCUUCAAAUGGACAUUCUCUCUCACCAGAACGACAACAACGCCACCUCACGCGCCUUCACCUUCUUCGCUCCCACAGACGCAUCUCUCUUCGCCCUCGACAUGACUCAGACCGCCUCCACUUACACCGACACGCUCCGUUUCCACGUCGUCCCUCGCCGCCUCUCUCUCGCCCACCUCCGCCUCCUCCCCGACGGUUACACGCUUCCCACGCUCCUCCCUCAGCGCCUUCUCCAACUUACGCGCCGCAAUACCUCUGCCAUCGCCGUCGGCGGCGUCGACGUUGCUUUCCCCGGCCUCUAUUACGGCCACUACUUCGCCGUUCACGGCCUCGCCGGAAUUCUCAGUCCCCGAUCCAACGUUUAUCCUUCUCCUUCUCCUUCGCCUUCGCCGUCGCAGUUUGCUCCUCCGGUUCGUUCAAGAAGCAGUCCUAACUCGCCGGCGAACCAACCGGUUCUUGCUCCAGUUCCGAAUUUCGCUUCGUUGCGCGUUCCCCCGGUUGAGGCUCCGGCAUCGGCGACUUCGCCGGUUGGUUCUUCAGAAGAGGAGUCUGAGUGGAAAGGUUAUACUCCAGCAGGUUUGCCUCCGAGAUAUCCUGGUUCAGCAAUAUCACAGCCACCGGAGGGAUAUUCCGACGCUUUGGCUUCAGCUCCGGCGCCCGAAGCAUUAGAAGGAAUGAGAAGGUGUCUGAAUCCCGUUGUGGGGUUGGAAGAAUCUGACAUGCAAUGCCAUUCAGCAUGAAUCGUACAUUUCAAUUUGAGUGACACUCACACUGCCACUGAAUGCAAAUGAAGUUUCUUUUUUGUUUCUUUGGCUUUUUGGAGUUUUAGAAAUUUCCGUGUAUAUCUCUACAGCCAAACAAAAAAUUGAUUUGUUGCUGUUGCUUACACGUGCUUGGGUUAAUGAACAAAAAUCUUAC
Vigna umbellata (rice bean) is the source of this 1181-nucleotide messenger RNA. RefSeq names its product fasciclin-like arabinogalactan protein 19. The record is from RefSeq and is a predicted model, not a curated record. Lineage: Eukaryota; Viridiplantae; Streptophyta; Magnoliopsida; Fabales; Fabaceae.